AUGGUUCAACCAACAGUAGUCUACAUGGUUCAAACAGCAGUAGUCUACAUGGUUCAAACAGCAGUAGUCUACAUGGUUCAACCAACAGUAGUCUACAUGGUUCUACAUGGUUCAAACAGCAGUAUUCUACAUGGUUCAAACAGCAGUAGUCUACAUGGUUCAAACAGCAGUAGUCUACAUGGUCCAAACAGCUGUAGUCUACAUGGUUCAAACAGCAGUAGUCUACAUAGUUCAAACAGCAGUAGUCUACAUGGUUCAAACAUCAGUAGUCUACAUGGUUCAACCAACAGUAGUCUACAUGGUUCAAACAGCAGUAGUCUACAUGGUUCAAACAGCAGUAGUCUACAUGGUUCAAACAGCAGUAGUCUACAUGGUUCAAACAGCAGUAGUCUACAUGGUUCAAACAGCAGUAGUCUACAUGGUCCAAACAGCUGUAGUCUACAUGGUUCAAACAGCAGUAGUCUACAUGGUUCAAACAGCAGUAGUCUACAUGGUUCAACCAACAGUAGUCUACAUGGUUCAAACAUCAGUAGUCUACAUGGUCCAAACAGCUGUAGUCUACAUGGUUCAAACAGCAGUAGUCUACAUGGUUCAACCAACAGUAGUCUACAUGGUUCAAACAGCAGUAGUCUACAUGGUUCAAACAGCAGUAGUCUACAUGGUUCAAACAGCAGUAGUCUACAUGGUUCAAACAUCAGUAGUCUACAUGGUUCAAACAGCAGUAGUCUACAUGGUUCAAACAUCAGUAGUCUACAUGGUUCAAACAGCAGUAGUCUACAUGGUUCAAACAGCAGUAGUCUACAUGGUUCAACCAACAGUAGUCUACAUGGUUCAAAUAGCAGUAGUCUACAUGGUUCAAACAGCAGUAGUCUACAUGGUUCAAAUAGCAGUAGUAUACAUGGUUCAAACAUCAGUAGUCUACAUGGUUCAAACAUCAGCAGUUUACAUGGUUCUACAUGGUUCAAACAGCAGUAG
Messenger RNA from Ylistrum balloti, 975 nucleotides. Its product is annotated as protein rtoA-like. The record is from RefSeq and is a predicted model, not a curated record. Lineage: Eukaryota; Metazoa; Mollusca; Bivalvia; Pectinida; Pectinidae. The coding region runs from base 1 to 975 and encodes 324 amino acids. The transcript has a single exon.